GCCGGCCGCCUCCCGCCCGGACUCGGUUUUCAAACCUCGGGGAGCCCUCCCUGCCAUUGGCAUGCAAAUACCGGCCGGAGCGCGGGCCAAUCGCCGAGGCUGCCUGUGGGAUUACCUGGUGGCGAGCGCCGAGCGCGCGGCCCCGCCGGUGCGCCCCCGCGGCGGGGAGGCGUGGCCGUCGGCGCCCCGCACCCCCCGGGUCUCCGGAGCCCGGAUUCAGGCCGCCGAGCUGCGCGCCCCGCGCCCGCCGUAGCCGCAGCCGCUGGAGCCCGGCGCGGAGGCUCUGGGCGCGGCCGAGCCCCCCAUUGUUGAGCGCCGCCGAGCCCCGCCGGCCAUGCCCCGCGCCGCCUCCACCGCGCGCCGGCGAGGUUUGAACUUGGCGUCGGCCUGGAGUCCCGCGAGCGGCGGUGAGAUGCGUGUGCAGCACCGGGUCCUGCAGAUACUGGCACCUCUGACUCCUUCAGCCCAGAGCACCUCACCUCUGACCCCCAGCACAGGAAAGCGGCAUGGUCAGGAGGAGCUAAGCUUCGGCUGAAGCACAGGUAGGAGGCGCAGAGGCGCAGCGAACCUGCAGGCCGACCACACUCUUGGCAUUCAACAAAAAUUGAGGAGAACCAACCCAAUGCCAGCAUGAUGCAAAUAUCUCAGGGCACGAUUGGCACUCCUUGGCCCCAAAGCUACCAUUCCAGCUCCUCGACCAGUGACCUCUCCAACUAUGACCAUGCUUAUCUGAGGCGGAGCCCUGACCAGUGCAGCUCCCAGGGGAGCAUGGAGAGCCUGGAGCCCAGUGGGGGAUACCCCGCCUGCCACCUUCUUUCCCCUGCCAAGUCCACCAGCAGCAUCGACCAGCUCGGCCACCUCCAUAACAAGAGAGACUCGGCUUACAGCUCCUUCUCCACCAGCUCCAGCAUCCUAGAGUACCCGCCCCCUGGCGUCCCGGGCCGGGAGCGGUCAGGCUCCAUGGACACUUCUGCUCAAGGUGGCCUCCUGGACGGGAUGAGGCAGGCAGACAUUCGCUAUGUCAAGACAGUCUAUGACCCCCAGAGGGGCGUCUCUGCCGAGUACGAGGUGAACUCGUCAGCCCUGCUUCUUCCCGGGAGGGAGGCCCAAGCCUCAACAGACAGUCAGGGCUAUGACAAAGGGCAUCACGUUCCUCGGAGCCGGAGAGGGCCGCCCCCCUCCUGGAGCCAGCAGGGUCCCAGUUCCUUGGAGACCGCCAUUGACAACCUGCCUCCGAAAGUGGGCGCACCGCUGCCCCCCGCUCGGAGUGACAGUUACGCAGCCUUUCGGCACAGAGAGCGGCCCAGCUCUUGGUCUAGCCUUGACCAGAAACGGUUCUGCCGGCCUCAGGCAAACUCUGCGGGCGCCCUGAAAGCUCCCUUCGUGGAGGAACAGCUGCAUACUGUGCUGGAGAAGAGUCCAGAGAGCAGCCCCCCGGUGAAGUCCAAGCAUCAGUAUCCCCAGAAGGCCCAGCCUGGCCAGCCUCUGCUGCCGACUGGCAUCUACCCGGUACCAUCCCUGGAGCCGCACUUUGCCCAGGUGCCUCAGCCCUCCGCGAGUAGCAACGGCACGCUCUACCCUGCCCUGGCCAAGGAGAGUGGCUAUACGACUCCUCCGGGAGCCGGUGACAAGACAGCUACCCUUGAUGAGAAUGGAAACCAGAAUGGAUCUAGCAGAGCUGCGUUUGCCUUCUGUCAACCCCGAGAGCAUGAAUCUCUGUCCCUAGUAGAGAGAACACCUGAAACUCCGGUCAGAUGUGCCCCCCUCAAAGUGCAUUUCCCUUCGGUGCCUGAAAAUGUGAAGGACACCUCCCCGAAGAAGCGCCUCGCACCUCUCCAGGGCAGCAGCCCACAUCCCAGCGGGAGAAGGAGCCCCCACAGCAGCAAACCGGCUCCCACCUGCCACCGCAUCCAGCCCCCUCAGGCUCAGGCCUGGCAGGUGGGCGACGGCAAGAGACCCUCCAGGCCCACCGAGCUUUGGGAGGGUGGUUCCCAAGAAGACCACAAUGCCAACCUCCAGCAGGGGCUGGAGCGAGAAGGCCCAAGCCAGAGCCCGUCUAGCAACUUUGGCAAGACCAAGUCGGCCUUCUCCUCUCUUCAGAACAUUCCCGAGAGUCUAAGAAGGCAGAGCAGCCAGGAGGUAGGAGGCAGCCCCAAGGCAGAGGGCCCUGGACGGAAAGUGGUUCCCGAUCACAGGAGCCAUCUGGACAGGCCGGUUCCCUGCCCAGGGCCUGAGGGCAAAGCCAGUGCAGUGACCUCUUUCCCCCUUUCGGACGCAAGGCUGGAGGAGCCGCCCUCCCCGCCACACCCGCAGACGUCCAGCCUGGGCCGGAGGCGGCUCAGCUCCAGCAGCACCUCGGCCCUGCCCGGCUUCCAGUACGGGCAGCCCCACUGCUCGGUGCUGGAGAAGGUCUCCAAGAUCGAGCAGCGCGAGCAAGGGCGCCAGCGGCCCCCGAGUGUGGGCAGCUCCGUGAAUGGCUGCACCUACCGGCCCAGCAGGAUGGCCCCGACUUCCAGGAACGACUUCCAGGAGACAAACGCCAAUAUCCGCCUUUCCGAGCCCACGGAACCCCUAGGCAACGGGGAGCACCCCUUCAAAAACGGGGACCCGAAGCUGGAAGAAGUUUCCUGGCAGCCAUGUGGUCAGCAGGUGAAGAGGGGUGCCGACGGCAGCCGGGGCGCCCCGCUCCGAGGCAGCGAGCCCCCGAGGCGGGACACCCAGCUGCUCCGCAGCCAGAGCACCUUCCAGCUCUUCAGCGAGGCCGAGGAGGAGGCCCGGUGGCGGGACCCCAGGCCGGGCACCCCCGAGUCGCCGGUGCUGGACGCCCCCUUCAGCCGCGCCUACAGGAACAGCAUCAAGGACGCACAGACGCGCGUGCUGGGGGCCACCUCCUUCCGCCGCCGGGACCUGGAGCCCGGGACGGCGGGGGCUUCCCGGCCCUGGCGCCCGCGACCAGCCUCGGCCCACGUGGGGCUGCGGAGUCCAGAGGCCCCGGUAUCCGCCUCCCCACACACCCCACGGGAGCGGCACAGCGUGACCCCCGCCACGGGCGACCGGCCGGCGCCCCCUGUGGCCCGGAGAGGGCCCCGCCGGCGCCUGGACCCCGAGCAGAAGAAGCGCUCCUACUCGGAGCCCGAGAAGAUGAACGAGGUGGGGGUCUCGGAGGAGGCCGAGCCCGCACCCCUGGGCCCGCAGAGGGCGGCGCUGCGUUUCCCGGAGAGCACGGUGGCCGACCGGCGCCGCAUCUUCGAGCGGGACGGCAAGGCCUGCUCCACGCUCAGCCUGUCGGGGCCGGAGCUGAAGCAGUUCCAGCAGAGCGCCCUGGCCGACUACGUGCAGCGCAAGACGGGCAAGCGGCCGGGCCCCGCCGCGGGCGGCGGCCUCCCGGAGCCGGGGCUGCAGGAGCGCGCGCCCGGCACCUACCUGCAGCCCGGCCUCACCGCGGCUGCCAGCCUCUGUUCCCUGCGGGAGCCCAGCCUGCAGCCCCGCAGGGAGGCCGCGCUCCUGCUGGAGCCCCCGCGUGGGGCCCGAGAUCGCAGCAGCUCCUUCGCGGGCGGCCGCCUCCUGGGAGAAAGGCGACGCGGGGACCCAGCCCAGAGGGAGCUGCUGGGUGGAGCUAACGGCGGCGGCGGGCCAAACGGCAACCAGAAGAUGGACAGGACCCCUGGGGAGCCCUCCUCCUGGGGGGCCGCGGCCGGGAGGGCCGGGAAGUCCAUGUCCGCCGAGGACCUGCUGGAGCGCUCGGAUUUCCUGGCGGUCCCUGUCCACGUGAGGUCACGGUCAUCUCCCACCACCCACCAGAAGCUCCAGGAUGUGCUUUUGGGGGGAAACAAUGGCUCUGGUCUUGUGAAGGAUCCAUGUUACUUGGCUGGCCCUGGACCCAGGUCACUCGGUUGUCCAGAAAGAGGCGAAGAAGAGAUGCUAGUGCUCAAACACCAGCCCAGCCCUCGAUGGGGUGGUUCAGACUGCAAAGCCGUUGGCGCCUCCAUUCCCAGCGACUGUCCAAGACAGCUGGACCAUCAGAGGCAGGCCAGCAGGAUGCCCUGCCCCAGGCCACUACCCACAGGGCUGCAAGGGCAUCUCACAGACACCAGGGCAGGACCACUGACCCCACUCAGCUCCGCUCUGCCUUCCCCUGCCCCCUCCAGCUACUGUCCACCAGCUGCCGGUGAUCAGCCGACUGGGAGGGACGGUCAGACGGGCCAGCAGCCUCUUCCGCCCUACACCCCAGCAGUGACUCACAGAAGCAACGGCCACAGCCUGGCCCAGCCUCCCCGUCCUAGAGGCCAUGAGCCCCACAGCCCGGAGCGCGGGGCAGAAGAGGGGAAGAGGAAGCAGCCUCCCCCACCUCGUGUGAAGUGGGCCCACACUGUCCGAGAGAACAGCCUCCCCGAGGAACCUUGCUCGCCCGAGUCAGCAAGCCUGAAGCACUACAAAAAGCAGCAGAACCUCCCAAGUUCAAGCAGCACUUCUGACCCAGACACGCCUCUUGGGGUCCCGAGCACUCCGGGGAGGAUCUCCCUCCGAAUAUCGGAGUCCGUCCUGCAGGCCUCCCCACUGCCUCGGGAGGACUACGAGGAUGAAGUGUUUGUGAAGGACUUGCACCCCAAUGCCACUUCCCACCCCACAUUCGAAGCUCUCCCCCUACCCCCACCCCCACCCCCACCCCCAAGCCAGGAAAUCCUGGUGAAUAGCUGGGAAGACUUUCCUCCCCCUCCUCCCCAAGCUCUGUGUGAGGCACAGCUGGACAGUGAGGAUGGCAUGGAGCCCCCUGUGAGUAGCUCCAGCAAACCUGCCAACAGGACAGUUGCCAAGGAAGGGCCCGUGCCUGGGGCAGCCCAGCCGGUUGGCCAUCAGAUACCAGCUUCCAGACCCCAAACUUCCAUCAGAGGUUCCGAGGACCACGGGACCAGCCCGCCACCCACCGCAGGCGCCCGGCCCCAGCAUGCUGGGCCCCUCAGCUGGCAGCCAGGCCCAGGAAAGCAGCCUCCCACUCUGACCCAAGGCCUCGUCCACGACCCACUCAGUGGGACUCGUGGUUUAGAAGACAAUGCCAGUCCCGGUCCUCAGAAGACGUCAGAAGACAUCAGAACGGAGGUGCUGGCCAAGGAAAUUGUCCACCAAGACAAAUCUCUGGCAGACAUUUUGGACCCCGACUCCAGGCUGAAGACCACUAUGGACCUGAUGGAGGGUUUGUUUCCUCCCGAUGGUAACUUGCUGCAGGAAAACGGCGUCAAGAGGAAGGCCAUGCAGAGAGCUGUCAGCUUCCCAGGACACGAAGGGAAGAGGAGUGAAGAGAAGGAAGCAGUGGGCAUGUUGGUCAACUGCCCUGCCUACUACAGCGUGUCGGCUCCCAAGGCUGAGCUUCUGAACAAAAUCAAACAUAUGCCAGAAGAGAUGAGUGAGGAAGAGGAGCAGGUGGAUGUCAAUGAAAAGAAGGCCGAGCUGAUUGGAAGCCUCACCCACAAGCUUGAGACUCUGCAGGAAGCCAAGGGGAGCCUGCUAAUGGACAUCAAGCUCAAUAACGCCUUGGGAGAAGAGGUGGAGGCUUUGAUCAGUGAGCUCUGCAAGCCCAACGAGUUUGACAAGUACAAGAUGUUCAUCGGGGACCUGGACAAGGUGGUCAGCCUGCUGCUCUCCCUCUCGGGGCGCCUGGCCCGCGUGGAGAACGCCCUCAGCGGCCUUGGUGAAGAUGCCAGUAAAGAGGAAAGGAGCUCUCUCAACGAGAAGAGGAAGGUCCUGGCGGGGCAGCACGAGGAUGCCCGGGAGCUCAAGGAGAACCUGGACCGGAGGGAGCGCGUGGUGCUGGACAUCCUGGGCAAUUACCUUUCGGAGGAACAACUCCAGGAUUACCAGCAUUUUGUGAAAAUGAAGUCAACACUCCUCAUUGAGCAGCGAAAGCUGGACGACAAGAUCAGACUGGGCCAGGAGCAGGUCAAGUGCCUGCUGGAGAGUCUCCCCGCGGAUUUCGUCCCCAAGGCGGGCACCCCGGCGCUGCCCCUGGACCGCACGAAUGAAAUGACUCCCGUGGGGGGGUGUAUUCCCAGUGGUGUUUCCCCAACGGUAACCUCUCCACUCUAACCUCUGCUAAAACGCCCGACCGAAAGAUCACCCUUUCUUUCAACACUAUUUAAUCUGAAAAAUGUUGCAGUAAAGACCACUGUUUAAACUCUAUGGGUUUGGGGGGUUUUCUGGAUAAAAGGAAAAGAUUCUAUCCAGGAAAAAGCCUGUAUUUUCCUUCUCACCCUUCAUGAUUGAUCUGAGAGCUUGAAUGCUGCUGGGAACUUAGCCCUUUCUAUUGUUACUUUGCAAUAGAAAGAAAAUUAAUGAAACUGUGAGAACUGAUUGGAGGGUGUUUGAUUAUUUAGUUUCCGACAGGCUUAGGCAGCAGGGAUCAGUGUGUGUCGCCCUCAGGAAUGUACCCACCGUGACCUGCCUUUGUGUGGGCCAUGCAUCCUGACGACAGGUACAAGGACUCAUUAGUGAAGGGUCUGCAGCAUAAAGCCUUAAAGAAAAACACACACAGCAGAAAAUUGUAAAGCCUUGAACAUUGUUAUUUAUAUUUUUAAAAAUGAAAAGGAUCAUUAUGUCUGUUUGCUAACCACUUAUUUGAUUCUGUUUUGUGGUGGACGUAGACAAUUAUGUUGUUGGAGCUUUGUAUUUUGUGAAAACCUUAAUGAAAUGAAGAAUUCCAAAGACAGUCCCAUGGAGUGUGGAGACUUGUUUUUUCUUAAACUCU
Molecule: messenger RNA, 6739 nt
Organism: Myotis myotis
Lineage: Eukaryota; Metazoa; Chordata; Mammalia; Chiroptera; Vespertilionidae
Gene: SHROOM3
Product: shroom family member 3
Exons: 10
Coding region: 631-6081 (1816 amino acids)
Biological process (GO): actin filament organization
Cellular component (GO): adherens junction; apical junction complex; apical plasma membrane
Molecular function (GO): actin filament binding
Source: RefSeq, a predicted model, not a curated record